Molecule: messenger RNA, 831 nt
Organism: Dicrocoelium dendriticum
Lineage: Eukaryota; Metazoa; Platyhelminthes; Trematoda; Plagiorchiida; Dicrocoeliidae
Source: the annotation of a GenBank genome assembly
AUGGAAUCCAAACCUAGUAUGAGUACGGUUCCCUGUGAAAACCACAUUUCCUUUAAUUUACCUGCUUUUUGUGCAUCUAAUCCUCGCGUUUGGUUCACGCAAAUCGAGGCAUAUUUCCGUUGCCGUAGGAUUACUGCACAAGAGACUAUGUUUUCCUAUGUGGCUACUCAGCUCCCUACGGAUAUUGCCACUGAGGUGAUCGACGUCCUUGACCCAAUGCCAACAGAAUUUCCGUACGAUACCCUUAAAGCUGCUGUGUUAAAACGCACGACCGCUUCUGACGAGUCUCGCUUAAAACAACUCCUAUCUGGUGUUGAACUUGGCGACCGCUCCCCAUCUCAGCUAUUGCGACACAUGAGAACUUUAGUUGGUAGCUACAAAGUUGAUGACUCAGUCCUGCGCCAACUUUGGACUAAAUGUCUACCACCUAAUACCGUCCUGAUUUUGUCCGUCCAAGGUGAUGAAAUUUCGCUUGAUAAGUUAGCUGAACUAGCCGACAAGGUGCAUGAAUGCUUUUUCAAGCAUCCCAUUAACCAGGUCUCGCAGCCUACUAACGCGUUUGAAAGUACAUCUGUAAUAGAUAGGCUGCAGAACCAGAUUGAACAGCUAACCGCCCAAGUUUCCGUCAUCACCAAACAUCUUAACCGCCGUCGAAGUGUAUCACCUGGCCGAAACACACGUGCUCUACCCUCCAACCGUGACCAACUGAAUCGUUUCUGUUAUUUUCACAAACGAUUUGGGGAUGCUGCACGGAACUGUAGGCCGUGGUGUUCGCACCCUAAAGCCUUUCGCUUAAAGGACCAACAGGGAAACUCGCCGGCCAGCCAGUAA